Stegastes partitus (bicolor damselfish) is the source of this 5602-nucleotide messenger RNA. Its product is annotated as zinc finger FYVE domain-containing protein 1-like. The transcript is spliced from 11 exons. Gene Ontology annotation, cellular component: lipid droplet. The record is from RefSeq and is a predicted model, not a curated record. NCBI's taxonomy places the organism in Eukaryota, Metazoa, Chordata, Actinopteri, Pomacentridae. Bases 927 to 3287 code for a protein of 786 amino acids. Gene Ontology annotation, molecular function: zinc ion binding; phosphatidylinositol-3,4,5-trisphosphate binding; phosphatidylinositol-3-phosphate binding. Gene Ontology annotation, biological process: lipid droplet formation.
UCUGCCAGGGAGGGGGCUGAAGAACAAAACAAUGACACUGCUCGGAAGGAUUUAAACACACUAACACUUUUAAAGACUUUUUUAAAAACGGAAUUGCGCGGAUUUCCCUCCCGGUUCAAAGCAAACAAGUCCGCGGAAACCCGAGCUUUGGCCACCAACUGGCUGUUGUUUUUGUUGAUAUGUUGUUCCAGCUCAGUUGACAGACUGGAGGCUAGCUGCUUGUUUGGACGGCUGUGAGCUGCUGGGGUUUGCUGGCUCGCUAAUUACAGCUCUUCUUUGGGGGAAAAAAAAGUUGAAAGUGUCCGUCGAAACUAGCUAGCCGUAAGCUAAGUAUUCCUGUUUGGAUGCCAAAUCAUCUGCCGAAUUUGCCAGCGAAGCUAUUGAGGGUCAGUUUGCUAAGCUAGCCUGUUGUUAGCAUCAACAUUUGCACAUUCAUUUUUUGUUGUUGUUGUUUUUUAAUUUUCAGGGAGUUCAUUGUCUCGGUUGGUACCGGCUACCUGCACAUAUUUCUGGAUUAUUUCACCGUGUUCUGACCAACGUUAGGUAUAUUUUUAUGUAAUGUUGUCGCUGAAUGCUAACUUUACUGCACGAACAAGCUAACUGUUAAGUGUUAAGGUACAAGGCGUAACUCAAGGAGACGGCUGUUGCUACUUUAUCGUGUUAGUUGCACUAAAUCACAUUGUGUAAACCCGUUUUAAGCGUUUGAAUUUGUCUACUUGUCUAGUUGUCCCAGCCAGUGUUAUCACCAGCCCUGUUAACAUGCAGCUGUCUUAACUUUUAUCUCACAGUAUUUGCUCAUUUCAGUUCUCAGUGUUACUGCACGUCCCGAAUCUUUUCAUUGUCUGCUGUUGGAAAUAGCUUGUUGCUGUCGUAAAAGCUGCUCCAAUCAGCACCGGUCUGUAUUCAAGUUCACCUUGUAGGAAACGAUGAGUGGGCAUGGCUCAUCUUCAGAAAAGGGAGUUAAUACCAGUCUAAUAUGUCAGGAGAGUUAUUCCUGUGGUGGCUCUGAGGAGGCUGCGUUCGAGUGUGAUGAGUGCAGGAGCCUGCAGUGUGUUCGCUGUGAGCUGGAGCUCCACAGCCAGGAGCGCCUGAAGAACCACGAGAGGGUCCAGAUAGGUCCCGGGCAUGUCCCUUACUGUGACAACUGUAAAGGAGGUAAUGGGGAUGGUAGCAAACGCCUCAGGUCCGUGGUGCGCUGCCAGAACUGCAAAGUUAACUUGUGCCAAGACUGUCAGAAGCGCACCCACAGCGGAGGCAACAAGAAGAAACACCAGCUUACAUCGUACCCUCCGCCGCCUAAACCCGCUGAGGUCAAAUCUGUGCAGACGUCCGUCCAGCCCGCCGUUCAAAUAGCCGACGAGACCAAAUCUCAGAGAGCGAAGCUUCUGGAGAAGGUGUCCAGUUUUCUCCUGGUUGACGAGAAUGAGGAAAUGCAGAUCAAAGACGACGCCUCCUUCAUGAAGAGCCUCAGCUGCAACCCCGACCAGCUGCUGAAGGUGGUGUCCAUCUUCGGCAACACGGGAGAGGGCAAGUCCCACACCCUGAACCACACCUUCUUCAUGGGCCGAGAGGUGUUCAAGACUUCUCCCACGCAAGAGUCGUGCACGGUGGGCGUGUGGGCGGCGUUCGACCCCAUCCACAAAGUGGUGGUCAUCGACACCGAGGGGCUCCUGGGGAACAGCUCCAAGCAGGGCCAGAGAACCCGUCUCUUGCUCAAGGUGCUCGCCAUCUCCGACCUGAUCAUCUACCGCACCCAUGCUGACCGUCUCCACGACGACCUGUUCAAGUUCCUGGGCGACGCCUCGGACGCCUAUUUGAAGCAUUUCACCAAGGAGCUGAAGGCCACGACGGCCCGCUGCGGCCUGGACGUCCCGCUGUCCACCUUGGGCCCCGCGGUGGUCAUCUUCCAUGAAACGGUCCACACCAAGCUGCUGGGUUCAGAGAAGUCGUCUGAGUCCGUAGACCGGCUGCUGUUGGAGCGCUUCAAGAAGCUUUCCCGUUUCCCAGAGGCCUUCAGCUCUGUCCAGUACUGGGGCACGCAGACUCUCAGUCCCCCGACCGACUUCCGUGGCCUGCAGAACAAACUGGAGCAGCUGCUGGACAACAACGCCACCCGCUCCCCGCGCACCCCGGUGGUCAUCUUCAAAGCCCUGCAGGCGCUGAGCGAGCGCUUCAACGGGGAGAUUGCAGGUGAGCUGGUAGCGCACAGCUGCUUCUUUCCUGAUGAGUACUUCACCUGCUCCAGCUUGUGCCUCAGUUGUGGAUCUGGCUGUAAGAACAGCAUGAACCACUUAGGAGAAGGAGUGUGCCACGAUGCGAAGCACCGCUGUCGUUAUUCUGCUCAGUAUGAUAAUCGCAUUUACACCUGUAAGGCUUGCUACGAAGGAGGAAAGGAAGUAAUAGUUGUCCCAAAGACCUCGGCUUCCUCAGACUCUCCAUGGAUGGGCCUCGCCAAAUACGCCUGGUCUGGGUAUGUUAUUGAAUGUCCCAACUGCGGAGUGAUCUAUCGGAGCCGUCAGUACUGGUACGGGAACCAGGACCCAGUGGAUACAGUUGUGCGCACAGAAAUCCAGCAUGUUUGGCCAGGAUCGGACGGCUUCUUAAAGGACAAUAGCAAUGCUGCACAGCGGCUUCUGGAUGGAGUCAACCUAGUGGCCCAGUCUGUGUCAGAGCUCAGUGUCAAACCUGCCAAGGCCGUCACCUCUUGGCUGACAGAUCAGAUCGCCCCAGCCUACUGGAAACCCAACUCCCUCAUCUUGGUGUGCCAUAAGUGUCACGCAGUCUUCCAGGAUAACGACACCAAGCAUCACUGCCGUGCCUGUGGGGAGGGCUUCUGUGAUGGCUGCUCUUCCAAAGCUGCGCCCGUCCCUGAGAGAGGCUGGGGUCUUGCCCCUGUCAGAGUGUGUGAUGUGUGCUUUGAGCAGAGAGCUUCAUAUGCAGAAAUAAUUGAGGCGGAGCUCGAGGAGGAAGAAGGUGGAACUCUGGCCAGGAAGGUUGGAGAAGCAGUCACCAACACCUUCGGGGUCGUCGUCACUGCUAUCGACAUCCCUCUUGGCCUAGUGAAAGACGCAGCUCGUCCUGCCUACUGGGUGCCUGACCAGGACAUCCUGUCCUGCCACAACUGCCAACGUGAGUUCACUGCCAAGCUGUCCAAGCACCACUGCCGCGCCUGUGGCCAAGGAGUGUGCGACGAGUGCUCCGCGGAGCGCCGAGCGGUCCCAUCGCGUGGCUGGGACCACCCCGUGCGAGUGUGCACCAACUGCAACCAGAAACCCGGAGAACUUUAACAGGGGCGGCUUUCCUUUUCCUCAGAGCACCAGAGAGAACCACUCACUCACUCACUCAGCUCGCAGUCUGUCACUGCUCCAGUAUACCUCCGUUACUCCAAUGGUUCUGUCUUGUAUCUGUGGAGGGGAAGUUUUUAGGAAUAUGUAGGACAUUUAGCAGAUUUCAGAGUUCCUGUGGCCUUUGUAGAACAGCCAGAACAUGUGAGUUACUUGACUGAGUGCGAAAACCCUGCAUUUCCACUCUGAUUAUUCACAGAGUGAAUAUUUUGAUUCUUAUCGACACAAAUCCCUAAUUUUACGUUAAAUGAGGCUGUUGAGCUAUUUUUCUACUAUCAGAAAAUAUUGAAAAAAAAAAAAACCAAGUGUAUCAUUUAAAGAGUAAUAGUUAGUUUGAGAACGCUGGUGGGUUGGCGUGAUUAGUUCCCAGCGACUCUUAUUAUCGAGCGUUGUUUCUCUGAUGUCGUACGUGUAAUGGCAAAGAGAUAUUUUAUAUCUGUGCAGGUUCCAUUGCAUGCAUGUAUUGCAACAUUUUAGUUUUUGCACUAAGCCUUUUUCAGCUGUUAUAGGCUGUCGCUUACCAUGGCCAAAAGCCAGAUAUCCAGACGAGGAAGUGUCCCGAACUGGGUUGAUACCUGCCGCAGUGGGUUCUAGAUUGAGGAUAUCUGGUGUGCCAAAAAAAAUCAUUCAGGUCACUGUGUCCGUGCUGGUAUAAUGUUUAUAUUUUAUCAUGUAAUUUGUGGUUGUAUGAAGACAUAUGUUAGAGGAGUGUGCAUCUGAAAUGUUGAAAAUUAUUUAUGUAUUAACGCUAAAAACAAGAAGAAGAAAAAACCUGCUUAUUAGCACUCUGGCAUGCAUGACAGUCUUGAGAGAUCCAUGGCCUUCUACGUGUUCAGAGGACGAUCUCUGAAACCUCACCAUCCUCGAGCGGCAUUUUAGUGUAUCCAUGUUACAAAAUGUUCAGAUUUGUUUUCUCGACACUUUGAUUUUUAAUUGUUAUCUAAGCAUUUGAUUGGUUUUGUGGAUAUUCAGAACUUGAGGAAUAUCCGAUUAUGUCUUCAGACUAGUUUGACGUGUUACGUUCACGCCUCCGGGUCUCCUGUAGGCUCGGUCCGACAGCACAAGGACGCCUGACAAAGCUCGAUUUUGUGUCGAGCUCAUCACUAGCUUGUUUUUUUCUGUUCAAUCUAUUGUGUAUUUUUCUUUUUGCUGGGUUUUGUUUGACACUAGUUACUGUAUGGAUAUUUAUAUAGUUUGUAGUAGCAGUACCACCCUCUCUCGCUGCCAUCUUGUUUUUUUUGUUGUUGUCUUUUUCAGCAUUACACACACACAAAUGCUCAAACGUGGCAAUGACGAGAACCGUAUUUAGUGACUGAGAGCUUUAACUUGUCUUGCUUCUUUACUAGUUUUGUGUUUCCAGACCAUUACAUGUGGAUAUCAUGCAAAGCACAAGGUGAUGCCUUUUAGACAUAUGCUUGUAUUUUAUUGAAAAUAACAAUAAGAAAAAGAAAAAGGGGGGUCUUUGUCGAUUGUAAGCUUUGUAGAUAAAGUUAAUUCUCCCUUUUUUUUUUGCUCCUAACGUGGAACUUUUUGGUUCUGAUGAGAAGAUGUUGUGUCUGCCUUGUCUCAAAAUAGAUUUAUCUGUCUGAAUGCUUCAUCACACACACACCCUCCUCCUCCUCCUCUGAGAUGCUAAUAUUGCACAGGAUAGAAUAGGAAACACAUCCUGUCAGAUUACUGGAGUUCAUUCCCAUGCAAGUCUGUUUCUGCAAAUAUCCUUUUGGGGUGUUUUUUUUUUUCUUUCUUUUCUCCGAGACACAUUUCGUCCAGUUUGGGUCGGGUGCUAUUAUCAAACACUCCUCACCUACAAACCUACAAAUCGAGCAGGAGUGAGUGACUUUUAAACUGUUGGAAACUAACUUGAAGAAAUGAUGUGUGAACACUUGCUAAACUGGUGGAAGAUUUGCAUAAGAUUAAAGUCGUAUCAGCUCCCGUCUGUCAAAACAUAAUCUGGAACUGCCUCCAUGUCUUUAGUGUGUGUGCCUCUGUGUGUGUGUGUGUGUGUGUGUGUGUUUGUUUGUGUGUUUUAAAUCUCCCUGUGUCAAACCACUUACUGUACUGUAUGUGGGAGGAAUAGAUCGUGUGCACGCCUGUGUGUGUUCUCUCAGCCUCGCUUCCACUCCUCUCCAGCACUGCUGCAGCCUUCAGAUAGAGUGAGAGGGGGGGGAAAGAAAAAAAAAAUAAAAAAAAUUAUUUGCUUGGUGCUUAUUGAUGAUGAUAAAUGAUUUAUAAUUAUUUUAAUAAAUAAUUAAACACAA